Hippocampus zosterae (dwarf seahorse) is the source of this 4508-nucleotide messenger RNA. RefSeq names its product DEAH (Asp-Glu-Ala-His) box polypeptide 29 (gene dhx29). The transcript has 27 exons. Gene Ontology annotation, biological process: translational initiation. Bases 147 to 4373 code for a protein of 1408 amino acids. Gene Ontology annotation, molecular function: RNA helicase activity; RNA binding; ATP binding. Gene Ontology annotation, cellular component: intracellular anatomical structure. Lineage: Eukaryota; Metazoa; Chordata; Actinopteri; Syngnathiformes; Syngnathidae. The record is from RefSeq and is a predicted model, not a curated record.
CGAUCUACGGUGGCCGACUGGCCGUGUGUGGUCUCAGAACGUUACCCACUAUACGCACGACAUAAUUGCGAGCGUGGAUUAUAUGCUUCUUUUUUGUAAUCACACAAACUGGUUACCAUCAUUAUUUAUUUACAGUGGGUGGCUGAAUGGGCGGUAAGAAGAAGAGAUCAACCCCUCCGGUGGUCGCUGUUGCUGCCGGCCCCGUGGGAACUGCAGCAGUAUCAGGCCGGGCUAGUGCUCCCACGGUUGGGAAUGGUGCGGCGGACGAGCCGAAAAAGCAACCAGGGAGCAGCAAGCAGAGCAAAACAGCCAAAGACAACAAGUCGAAAGUUCCAAAGACCUACACUCUGUCCAACAAUGCCCAGGUGGAUACAGGCGGUGGGUCGGACAAAUCUAUCCUGAAAGUUUCUAUCCAAGCGGACCUGGAGAAAAAGAUCAUAAAGCUGAUCAAUGACUUCCGGCAGGAGAAUGGCGACAAGGGGCCUGUGUCGGGAAGAAUCACCAGCAAGAAACUUUUGGAUCUGUACACAGCCCUGCAGAAGUUCGACUUCAAGCGGGAGCACAUCGAGGAGGCCAUGAAGACUAGCAUGCUCUACGGAGGUGAUCUCCACUCUGCCCUCGACUGGCUCUGCCUCAACCUUCGAGAUGACGAGCUUCCUGAAGGUUUCAGCCAGCAGAUGCAGGAAGAGAGUCAGAGGAAUCGGCCCCGUUUCCAGCCCCCUGUCCGACCCCGAACCCAGAGCCCCGAGCUACCCAUAAUGCCCCCUUCCAAAGACGCCAGCAAGGUGUGCAGUUACAAAAACAGGAAGUCGUCGUAUUCUGCCAAUCAUCUAAACCGUAAUUGCGCUUUCCAGGUGUCCGUGAAGGAUGAUGACGCACGUAUGAAAGAUUGGAUCUUAAGGUACGCCGAGCAGAGCAGCGAUGAAGACAAUGGUGAGGAGGGAGAAGGAGAGAAAACGUUGCAACGCAACCCCGAAUUAGACGAAAAGUUUGAUCCGAACGACAGGUAUUUGAUCCUGACCGCUCAGCUCUAUGACGCCAAAGAAAUGGCAAUGGCGGCCAAAACCAAAGGAGACAAGGCAGCUCAGCGGAUGGUGCAGGACAGAAUUCGCAUCAUUCAGCAAGAGAUGAAGUCGUUAGAGUCGCACCCCAUAUUCAACCCUGCCAUUAAAGUGGUAGACGCACCCCAAAAGGAGAAGUCGACGCCGUCUGUCAAUGAGGACAAAGAGGAAAUCGGUUUCAACUUGUUGGAGACGGCGCAAAAAGAGGCCCCAGCAGACAAAGUCGCGCAACCGAAGAAGAAGAAUGAGCCAAAGGACAUUCGUAACUUUGACUACACUGCACGCAGUUGGACAGGCAAGUCCCCGAAGCAGUUCCUUAUCGACUGGGUGCGCAAAAACCUUCCCAGGAGCCCGGCACCGGCCUUCCACAAAGUGGCUGCGGGCAAAUACUGGAGGUGCAAGGUGCGCGUUCAAAGGACGGAAGACGUUUUGGAAGUUUGUCCGACCAUCCUGACCGAGGACGGCAUGCAGGCUCAGCAUCUGGGUGCCACUCUGGCGCUUUACAACCUGGUGAAAGGACAGUCGGUGCACCAGCUCCUCCCCCCAACCUACCGGGACGUCUGGCUGGAGUGGCGGGAUGGUGAGCAGCAGCAGCAGGAAGAGACGCGCAGCGCUGCCAACAAGCCCCGAGACCAGUUCAUCGCCCGACUCCUGACCCGCCUCAAGCAGCAGCAGCACCACCACCAACACGGGCUCGAGUCUCAAUCCGAUGGGCAGACUCGGCUUGGCACUGCGGAGGAGGAGGAAGCAGAGGACUCCUGGGAGAACCUGGCCUCCCUUGAUAUCACGGAGAAAGCAAGAGGGGAUGAAGAGGAGAAGAUGGAGGGAAGGAGAGGUCAGAAGGAACAGGAAGAAGCGCUGCGAACGUCAAGAGAACUCCUCAUGAAGCUCAGGACGUCCCGCCUGGCUCAGAGACUCCUGGCUGAACGAGAGCAGCUUCCCGUCUUCCAGCACCGUCAACACAUCCUGGAAACCCUGCGGCGCCACCGCGUGGUGGUGGUGGCCGGCGAGACGGGCAGCGGCAAAAGCACGCAGAUUCCACAGUUCCUCCUCGAAGAGCUGCUGCUCGGAGGGGAGGCGGCUGGAGCCUGUAACAUCGUCGUCACGCAGCCACGACGGAUCUCCGCCAUGAGUCUGGCCUGCAGGGUCAGCCAGGAGCUCGGCUGCCAGGACGGGCCGGGUUCAAAGUCGUCACUUUGCGGCUACCAGAUCAGGAUGGAGAACCAGUCAGGCGAGUGGACUCGCUUGUUGUACUGCACCACAGGAGUUCUGUUGCGAAAGCUCCAGCACGACCGACACCUCAGCGCCCUGACGCACGUCAUCAUAGACGAGGUGCACGAGCGCAGCGUCCAAUCCGACUUCCUGCUCACCAUCCUCAAGGACGUGGCCUCCAGGCGGGCAGACCUGCAGUUGAUCCUCAUGAGCGCCACCGCCGAUUGUCACAAGUUCUCAAACUAUUUCAACCGCUGCCCCGUACUUAACAUCCCGGGACGGACCUUCCCGGUGGAGGUGUUCCAUCUGGAGGACAUUGUGGAGGAGACGGGCUACGUCCUGGAGAAGGACUCGGAAUACUGCCAGAAGGUCCUGGAGGAGGAAGAGGAAGUGAGCGUCGCCGUCACGCAAAAAGGCGGAAAGACGUUACAGCACCAGGAGAUGAUCGUGAGGGACUCGUCAGCAGGUUGGGAUUUAGGUCCCGAACUGGACCACUUCAGCUGCAGGACUCGCCAGGUGCUGCAGUACAUGAACCCCAACAAAAUCAACAUGGAACUGCUGGUGGAGCUCAUCAGCUAUCUCGAUAAAGCUCCACAAUUCACAGCACUGGAUGGUGCUGUUCUGGUCUUUCUGCCCGGCCUGGCUCACAUCCAGCAACUCUUUGACUUGCUGUCCUCAGACAAGCGCUUUAAAGAUAAAAACAGGUUCAGGAUCGUUGCUCUGCACUCGACGCUGUCAUCGAAGGAGCAGGCCGCGGCUUUCACUGUGCCCCCUGCUGGUAUCAGGAAGAUUGUGUUGUCCACCAACAUCGCAGAGACGGGCGUGACCAUUCCCGAUGUCGUGUUUGUCAUCGACACAGGAAAAACCAAGGAGAACAAGUACCAUGAAAGCAGCCAGAUGAGUUCCUUGGUGGAGACGUUUGUGUCCAAAGCCAGCGCCCUGCAGAGGCAGGGCAGAGCAGGGCGUGUCCGCAACGGCUUCUGCUUCCGACUCUACCCAAAGUACAGAUUUGAUGCAUUUAUGGAAUACUCCAUUCCAGAGAUACUUCGCGUGCCGCUAGAGGAGCUUUGUCUUCAUAUUAUGAAAUGCGAGUACGGCUCCCCGGAAGCGUUCCUAAGCGGCGCCCUUGAUGCCCCGCAGCCUCAGUCUGUGAUGAACGCCGUCAACCUGCUACGGAAGAUCGGUGCCUGUCAGCCCAGCUGCCACCUACUCACCCCGCUGGGCCAACACCUGGCGAACCUGCCGGUCAACGUCAAGAUCGGAAAAAUGCUCAUCUACGGCGCCAUCUUGGGCUGCCUGGAGCCCAUCGCGACCAUUGCGGCAGCCAUCACAGAGAAAUCUCCCUUCUCCACACCCAUGAACAGGAAGGAGGAAGCCAACUUGGCCAAAGCUGCGCUCGCGUUGGCCAACUCUGACCACAUGACCAUCUACAACGCAUAUCUCGGUUGGAAGACUUCCCAAAAGGAAGGACACAAGGCAGAAAUGUCCUUUUGUCGCAAACACUUCCUUAACCGCGCUGCACUUGCCACUAUAGAGGAUGUGAAGCAGGAGCUGAUGAAGAUGAUGGACCAGGCGGGCUUCUCGUCGCGCGCAACCCAGACUCCCGUGGUAUCCAAAGCGCCCGUGUCGUUGUUGGGGGCAGCGCUGACGGCGGGCCUGUACGACAGCGUGGCGCGCAUUCUCUGCGUCGCCUCCGUGGACGCCUCGGAGCUAGUGGCGUGCACGGCAGAGACGCCGCAGGGCCGAGCGCAGGUGCACCCAUCGUCCGUCAAUCGCAACCUGCAGACGCACGGCUGGCUGCUCUACCAAGAAAAGGUGAAGUACACUAGGAUCUACCUACGAGACACCACUCUUAUAUCCCCGUUCCCCAUGCUGCUCUUCGGAGGGGACAUCGACAUUCAGCACAGGGAACGCCUCAUAUCGUUGGAUGGAUGGAUGCACUUCCAGGCUCCUGUGCGCAUCGGUGUGAUUUUCAAACACUUGAGGAAGUUGCUGGACUCGUUGCUGGAGAAGAAACUGGAGAACCCGCGCGUGAAUUUAGAAGGUGAGAGGGCCAUCCAAAUCAUCUUGGAGCUGAUCAAGUCUGAGAACAUGGCGUAACGUAUGGAAAUGACAAAAUGGUUGACGCGAGAAUGACUAAUGAUUUUCUAUCAUGGUAAUAAUUCUCAUAUAAAAAAAUAUAAAUCAUAGGAGGAACUGUCAUUGCCAAAAAUUGUCGCAAUAAAGAUUUUUUUU